Molecule: messenger RNA, 1378 nt
Organism: Rosa rugosa (rugosa rose)
Lineage: Eukaryota; Viridiplantae; Streptophyta; Magnoliopsida; Rosales; Rosaceae
Exons: 2
Coding region: 66-1226 (386 amino acids)
Source: RefSeq, a predicted model, not a curated record
GCAAUUGUUGGAAUAUCCUCUUUUUCCGCUGCAUACUCUGUGAUUUUUACUACUGAAUUGUUGUGAUGGGUGGUGAUCAAAGUGAAGGUCAGGGUUCUAAGACCAAUGAGGUUCAGAAAGUUGAGGUCUCUGUUAAGAGCUCAGAAGGUGGUUCUUUUGGUGGUACCAAACUCACUGGUACCAAUUUCCGAACAUGGAAGAAGAUUAUGUCCGUUUAUCUUCGCGGGAUACACAAGAUGGGACAUGUGACAGGAACAAUCAAGGUUCCUAGUGAAGAUGACAUAGAAGCCUAUGCUAAGUGGGAAGAUGAUGAUGGGUUAGUAAUGUCUAUUUUAUUCAGAGCCAUGACUGAUGAUGUGCUCCAGAUGGUAGAGGAAUGUGAAACUGCUGAGGCAAUAUGGAAGACGUUAGGAGAUCUCUAUACAAAUGAGUCUGAUUUUAUACAGGUUCAUGAACUGAUGUGCAAAGCUGCAGGAAUGCAACAGAAUGGGCAACCAGUGUCAGUGUUUUUCACCAAGCUGAAGAAUGUAUGGGCUGAAAUUGAUCAGAAGCGUCCUUGCAAGAUCAAGAAUCAGGAAGAUCUUGUGUGGUACCAGAAGGAGAAGGAGCUAGAAAGGGUUCAUGUCUUCCUGAGAGGGCUUGAUGAGAAGCAUAGCAGUGCCAAGGGAGAAUUGCUCAGAAUGACAGACGCUCCUAGUUUGAACACAGCUUUUACAUACAUCCGCAAGGAUGAGUCUCAGCAGGAAAGUGUCAAACAUGCACAGGUUGAAGUAUCUAGCCUAGCCAUUCAGGCCAAGUCACCUGCACCUUUCCUUCAGCAACAGAGUCCAGCCCCACUUCAUCAGCAAGGUUUCCCGCAAGGCUUCUCCAACCGUCCUCGUCCUCAAUGCUCUUAUUGCAACGAUCUUGGGCAUGUUCGGGAGACUUGUUGGAAGUUGAACCCACACCUUAAACCUAAAAAACAAGGUUAUCGCCUUAAGGGGAAAGCAGUUGCGGUUCACUUGGUCCAAGAACCGGAUUUCUAUGGAGUGGCUGGCCAAGAUCAUCAUACAGCAGGUGGAGCUACCCCUACAGCCUCUAUAGCUGGUCGAGGUAAAAUUGGAUCUUCUCACCAGGGAGAUAGUCGGUCGGGGGUAUCUGAGGGGCCGGUUGUUCCAUCUGGAUCAGACAUACGCAGGAGAGAAACCAGGAGCACCGUCCCGAGCCGCUUUGACUUCGACUUCUGAUAAGCUAAGUGAGAUUUGGUUGUGGCAUCGCCGUUUAGGGCAUCCAUCUUUUAGUCUUAUGAAGAAAACCAUGCCUACUCUGUUUAUUGGUGUGGAUGAGUCAGUUUUACAUUGUGAAACAUGUGUCUUGGCCAAGAGUCAUCGUGCUACUU